AUGAACCUUCGUUCGCUCCUCCUCGGCAGCGCUGUCGCCCUGGGCGCCAAUGCAUUUCUAGUCGUCCCCGAGAUAGAUGGUGAUGCUGUCGCUCCACAGGGUGAUUUUACUGGCCUCCAUCCCUUGGAAGCCUUUACUGCUCAGCAACAGCAGGUCAAGCUCGUUUGCAGGGAGUGCCCGUUCCGCGAAGUCAAUGAGAAUGGAGAUGUCAGCUGGACUGACGGCUUCCUCACUUCUCUGGCAUUGAACUUCUCUAUCGAAGAUGGUGCUUUGCUGGUCAAUGGUCAUCAGAUCUUCCCACCUCCUCCCCCAUCCGUCAUCACUGCCGUUCAGCGCCGGGAACCUGACGGAGCAGAGUCCGACCCCAUCUCAUUGGGAUACGCUGUAGAGUUCAUGCCUCUUGGUGUGCCAAAUGACGCUCCUAUGGAGCUCUCAGCUGUUCGAUUCACUGUCCUCGAUCUGGACGGCCAUCCCGUACCACUCGAUACCGUUGCCAUCACCAUCAUCAAUGACUUCAAGGGUAACAUCUACAUGGCGAAGACCGACUUCGAAGAUACGGCUCCGAACCGCCUCUCGUGGAAACAGUGCCGUGGAAAGCCCAAGUGUCUGCGCAAGCUUCUGGUUGAACGCAUCCGCGGAUUGUUUUCCGCCGCAAAGGCGCGUGUCCUUGGAAUGAGGCCUAACUCUUUUGGUUGUGGCGGUCGUCCUCGUCCUAUGCUACACCCCUACCGCCCAGAGGGCGAUUCUGAUCACGAUAUCGUACCUGGACGCCGCCCUCACCCAGGAGAUGAGGGUCCCUUCGGAUUUGACGGUCGCCCUCAUCACCACCAUCACAUGCACCAUAUGCAUCAUGGUGGUUGGGAACGCACCGUUUCCCGCAUCGUUCGUUUCAUUGUUGUUCCCGCAGUUCUCGGUGUUCUUGCCGGGUUGGCCGCCAGCGCUCUCGGUAUGUUGGCCGGCCAGAUUGUGGUCUUCCUGUGGCAACGGCGCCGUCGCUCCACUCCCACAGAAAAUGUGGAGCAAGGAACUGUGUCGGAGAAGCAGGGCCUGAUGACUUCGGCCUCCGAGGAGCUUCCUCCUGCUUACAGUGAUGAUGAAACUGUCGAGGUGUCCGACACCAAGCAGUAA
Messenger RNA from Aspergillus viridinutans, 1128 nucleotides. RefSeq lists its product as uncharacterized. Bases 1 to 1128 code for a protein of 375 amino acids. NCBI's taxonomy places the organism in Eukaryota, Fungi, Ascomycota, Eurotiomycetes, Eurotiales, Aspergillaceae. The record is from RefSeq and is a predicted model, not a curated record. The transcript is spliced from 2 exons.